UGACGGGCCGGGCCACGCCCCCACCUUGGGACCGACCCGGAAGCGGCCGUACUCCUUGGGGGAAGAUGGCGCCCUCGGGGCUGAAGGCGGUGGUGGGGGAGAAAAUUCUAAGCGGUGUCAUCCGGAGCGUUAAGAAGGAUGGCGAGUGGAAGGUGCUCAUCAUGGAUCACCCAAGCAUGCGGAUCUUGUCAUCCUGUUGUAAAAUGUCAGACAUCCUGGCAGAAGGAAUCACCAUUGUGGAAGACAUCAACAAACGGCGAGAACCCAUUCCCAGUUUGGAGGCCAUUUAUUUGCUGAGCCCCACGGAGAAGUCGGUCCAGGCCCUGAUUGCAGACUUCCGGGGGACACCGACCUUCACCUACAAAGCUGCCCACGUCUUCUUCACUGACACGUGCCCUGAGCCCUUGUUCAGUGAACUGGGCCGCUCUCGCCUGGCGAAGGUGGUGAAGACGCUGAAAGAGAUCCACCUCGCCUUCCUUCCCUACGAGGCCCAGGUGUUCUCUCUGGAUGCCCCACACAGCACCUACAACCUUUACUGCCCAUUCCGGGCAGGGGAGCGCGCACGGCAGCUUGACGCGUUGGCCCAGCAGAUAGCCACACUGUGUGCCACCCUUCAGGAAUACCCAUCCAUUCGCUACCGCAAGGGUCCAGAAGACACAGCCCAGCUGGCCCAUGCAGUCUUGGCCAAGCUGAAUGCCUUCAAGGCAGACACUCCCAGUCUGGGCGAGGGCCCAGAGAAAACACGCUCACAGCUGCUCAUAAUGGACCGGGCAGCAGACCCUGUGUCUCCCCUGUUACACGAGCUCACAUUCCAAGCCAUGGCCUACGAUCUUCUGGACAUCGAACAGGACACGUACAGGUAUGAGACCACAGGACUGAGUGAGUCCCGGGAGAAGGCUGUCCUCCUGGAUGAAGACGAUGAUCUGUGGGUGGAGCUUCGACACAUGCACAUAGCGGAUGUUUCCAAGAAGGUCACGGAGCUCCUGAAAACAUUCUGUGAGAGCAAGCGGCUGACCACAGACAAGGCCAACAUCAAAGACCUGUCCCACAUCCUGAAAAAGAUGCCUCAGUAUCAGAAGGAGCUGAACAAGUAUUCUACACACCUGCAUUUAGCAGACGACUGCAUGAAACGUUUCAAAGGCUCGGUGGAGAAGCUGUGUGGUGUGGAACAGGACCUGGCCAUGGGCUCUGACGCCGAGGGUGAGAAGAUCAAGGAUGCCAUGAAGCUGAUCGUGCCGGUGUUGCUGGAUGCCUCGGUGCCACCCUACGACAAGAUCCGCGUUCUGCUGCUCUACAUCCUCCUUCGGAAUGGUGUGAGUGAGGAAAACCUGGCCAAGCUGAUCCAGCAUGCCAAUGUGCAGGCCUACAGCAACCUCAUCCGGAAUCUGGAGCAGCUGGGGGGCACCGUCACCAACUCCGCGGGCUCAGGGACCUGCAGCCGGCUGGAGCGGAGGGAGCGCCUGGAGCCCACCUACCAGCUGUCGCGCUGGUCCCCAGUCAUCAAGGAUGUGAUGGAGGAUGUGGUGGAAGACCGGCUGGACCGAAAGCUGUGGCCCUUCGUGUCUGACCCGGCCCCUGUGGCUAGCUCCCAGGCAGCUGUCAGUGCUCGCUUUGGCCACUGGCAUAAAAACAAAGCUGGCGUCGAGGCUCGGGCCGGGCCCAGGCUCAUCGUGUACAUUGUGGGUGGCGUGGCCAUGUCUGAAAUGAGGGCUGCCUAUGAGGUGACCAGGGCCACUGAAGGCAAGUGGGAGGUGCUUAUAGGCUCUUCGCACAUCCUUACUCCAACUCGCUUCCUGGAUGACCUCAAGACUCUGGAUCAGAAGCUGGAGGACAUGGCCCUGCCCUGACUCAGCCCUGCCUCUGUGCCCUGCUCCUGUUCCAGAGAAAUAAACUCCUCCUCCUGUCUUUCCCUCAGGGCUCCCCUCAUUUGCUUCCCAGAGGGAGCUGUGCUGAGCCAGGCCUGUGCUGCAGGCCUCCCAUACCUUACUGUCCCGCUCAGACCUCUCCCCGGCUCUGUCCUGAAGUCUGACCCUGGGCUGUAGGUUCUCUAUUGGCUUGAGGCUUGUAAGGCCCUGGCUAUCUUGCUGGGAACCCCAUCCAAAGCCCAGGGCCCGAUUUUAGCAGACAGAUUGCAGAGGAGAGAGCAGACAGGCACAGAUGGGAGGAUGGCAGAGCUGGGCCCCCUACUGUUACUAGAAUUCUUCAGAACUGUGGACAGUUUUUAACCGUUAUUUUUAUGUCAUGUGUAUGUGUGUUUUGCUUGCAUGUAUGCCUGUGCAUAUACAUGCAGGGCCUGCAGACGUCAGAAGAAGGGUAUUGGAUCCCUUGGGACCAGAGUUAUAGAUGGUGGUGAGCUGCCAUAUGGGUGCUAACAAUCACAUCUGGGUCCUCUGCAAGAGUAGCCAGUGCUCUUAACCACAGGCAUCUCUCCAGCCCCAGAAAUAGCAGGUGGAGUAGCUCUGAAUCCUGACUCUUCCCCUCCAACCUUCCAGAAGCUGCUGCAAGUGGAACUUGCAGCCACAAUCCCAGGUAUCAGAGCCAGCAUUCAAAACACACAGCAAACUCACCCCAACCCCCUACCCCCAGCCCCAAGGUGUGUCUGUAGACUCUAAUUGCAGGACUUAUCAGAGCUUUUAGUGAAGAUAGUAUUUGUUCAUUAGGGCCAACUUAAGUAUCCUCAGGGCCUGGAUGGCUCAGAGCUGAAGAGUGCCUGAUGCUUACAGAGGACUAGAGUUUGGUUCCCAACACACAUACUGGGUGGCUCACAGCUGCCUGCAACUCCAGCUCCAGGGGAUUCAGUGCUGUCUCCUGGCCUCAGUGGGAACCCAGAUACAUGCAUGUGUGUGCCACACGAAUGCACGUGCACACACAAAUAAAUAAACGCACUCUGCAUAACUUAA
Peromyscus leucopus (white-footed mouse) is the source of this 2900-nucleotide messenger RNA. It is a transcript of the gene Stxbp2, whose product is annotated as syntaxin binding protein 2. The transcript has 19 exons. Bases 66 to 1847 code for a protein of 593 amino acids. Gene Ontology annotation, molecular function: syntaxin-3 binding. Gene Ontology annotation, cellular component: plasma membrane; secretory granule. Gene Ontology annotation, biological process: intracellular protein transport; vesicle-mediated transport; neurotransmitter secretion. The record is from RefSeq and is a predicted model, not a curated record. Lineage: Eukaryota; Metazoa; Chordata; Mammalia; Rodentia; Cricetidae.